Molecule: messenger RNA, 3354 nt
Organism: Solanum lycopersicum (tomato)
Lineage: Eukaryota; Viridiplantae; Streptophyta; Magnoliopsida; Solanales; Solanaceae
Gene: AGO3
Product: Argonaute 3
Biological process (GO): regulatory ncRNA-mediated post-transcriptional gene silencing
Cellular component (GO): cytoplasm
Molecular function (GO): protein binding; RNA binding; RNA endonuclease activity
Source: RefSeq, marked provisional
ACUUCAUCAUUCUCAACGCAAAAACUUUACAAGAAUUUACAGUUGCUAGUUUUCUUUCUCUCUUACUUAAAAAAUACUCGCAAAUGGACCGUGGAAACAACAACGGACGUGGUGGAGACCGUAAACGUGGUCGUAAUUCUGAUCGUGUUCCUGGUCACAAUGAACAGAGACAAGGCCCUGCUCGUGGUUACUACGACCCGAGCCAAUACCGUGCUCGUGCUUACUACGAAGAGGAACAAGGCCGUGCUCGUGGUCAGCACGAAGAGGAACAAGGCCGUGCUCGUGUUCAGCACGAACAGGAACAAGGCCGUGGACGUGGUCGUGGUGGAAGGGAUGCGUUUCAGAUGGGUUCAUCUUCAUCUAACCAGCCCAGGCCAUCGGAUCAGCAUCAGUUUACUGAGACUGUGGCUCCGGAAAAUCAGCUGGUUAGUCAGACUCCGGUAGCUACUGGUAUGAAUUGGCUCAAUGCUGCCAGAAAAGGUGCUGGUACUGCUUCACCACCGCCACAACAACAACAAAAGGAUGCUCCAGUUCUUCUGGGGAAAAUAACUCUGAAGGAUUCAAAAAAACGUGAACCUAUGGGACGACCUGAUGGUGGAAACACUUCUGACGAGUCUGUUAGCCUGCAUGCUAAUCACUUUCCUGUUGAUUUUAAUGACGGAACUAUCAUUUUGCAUUAUGAUGUGGAUGUACAAAAGGUUGAUGGGGAUCAGCCUGGGAAGUCAGUAACAGACAGGUUUGAUCUCCGUAAGAUAAGAGAAAAGUGGUUGAUGGAUAAGCCUGCUGAAUUUCCUUGUGAUAAAACUGCAUAUGACGGUAUUAGAAACAUUUACAGUGCUGUUGAUCUUCCUGCUAAGCCUUUAACUGUGAACUGCUCUGUUGAGGAUGAUGCUAAGGAAUACAAGUACAUACUUACCUUCAAGCUUGUUGCUCAAUUACAACUUGACAACGUGACUGAAUAUUUGAGACGAAGCCUCCAGAAUAUUAUUCCUCGUGAUGUACUGCAAGGAAUGGAUUUGGUUAUGAAAGAAAAUCCUAGGAGGUGCAGGAUUUCUGUAGGUCGUUGUUUCUACUCUAACAGUGCUCGCACAUCUUUUAAUGGCGGGGUUGCUGCACGUAAAGGUUUUCAGCAGAGCCUAAAGCUAACAUCUGAAGGUCUUGCGUUGUGCUUAGAUUACUCAGAACUCUUGGUAAUCCCGGAACAAAUUCCAGUGAUAGAAUUUCUUGAGAAUUAUUAUGGGAAAAAUAUAGACGACAUUUUCAAGUAUACAAGAGCAGGUGCAAGUGAUUUAUUGGUUGGUCUGAAAGUCAAAGUAACUCAUCGUCCUAACAAGCAGAAGUUUGUCAUCAAGGAGCUACUUCCAGGAGAAACUCGUACUGUUAAAUUUAAACUUCAAGAUACGGGAGAGGAGGUUUUGCUUGUUGACUACUUCGAUAAAAAUUAUACCCCUAAAAUUAAGAACAGGCAUUUACCUUCACUAAAUAUUGGAAAAGGUGAUAAGGACAACUAUGUCCCGAUGGAAUUCUGUGACUUGGUUGAGGGACAACGAUUUCCUAAGGAUCUUUUGAAAACAACCUCCCUUGAACCCAAAACGAGAAGGGAUUUAAUACGUGAGACGGUACUGGCUAAAGAUGGGCCGCGCAUGACUAUUCCCGAUAAUUUUAAGAUUCGUGUUGAUGACAACAUGACCCAAAUUUCGGGUCGUAUUCUUCCUGUCCCUGUUUUGAAGCUAGGCGGUCAAAAUCCACCACCUAAUUUGAAUUAUAAGACAUGCCAGUGGAAUCUUGUUGGGAAAUCUGUGGUGGAAGGCAAGGCACUUCAACGAUGGGCUUUGAUAGAUUUUAGCUCUAAGGGAUGCAGGGAUUCCUUGAAGCUACAAGUUGAUGAAUUUGUCGUGAAAUUGAAAGAUCGGUGCACGCAAUUGAGUAUUAAUAUGGACAUCCCUGCUGUAGUACAUUUAACUGACAUGAAUGAGCUCUCUACUGUUGGCAAGGUUGAAAAUCUCCUCAAAGUUGUGACUGAUGCAGCUGAAAAAAAAUUACAGGGUAAACUUCAAAUGAUACUUUGUGUUAUGACAUCAAAGCAUAAUGGGUACAAGUAUCUUAAGUGGGUAUCUGAGACAAAAAUUGGCAUUGUAACCCAAUGUUGCUUGUCUUCUAAUGCCAACAAGGGACAUAAUCAAUAUAUUGUCAACCUCUGUAUGAAGAUUAAUGCAAAACUUGGGGGCAGCAAUAUGGAACUUAUGGAAAGACUCCCAAAUUUCAGAAGUGAUGACAAUGUCAUGUUCAUUGGAGCUGAUGUUAAUCAUCCUGCUGGCAAGGAUGCUGACAAAUAUCCAUCCAUAGCAGCUGUUGUUGCCACCAUCAACUGGCCGGCUGCUAAUAAAUAUGCCGCUAGAGUUUCUCCACAGAAAUCCAGGACUGAAAAGAUUAUAGAGUUUGGGAAAAUGUGUAAAGACCUAGUUCUUACUUAUGAGAAACGCAACUCUGUUAAACCAAACAAAAUUGUUGUUUUCCGUGAUGGUGUGAGUGACAGUCAGUUUGAUAUGGUACUCAACGAAGAGUUGACUGAUCUGGCUAACGCUAUAUACGAAAGUAAUAAGUAUCAACCAGCAAUCACUCUUGUUGUGGCUCAGAAGAGACACCAUACACGACUAUUUCCUAAGGAGGGAAAUGUGUCUCCGGGUACUGUUGUGGAUACACAAAUUGUUCAUCCAUCUGGUUUUGACUUCUAUCUUUGCAGCCACUAUGGACAGUUGGGUACUAGCAAGGCAACUCACUAUCAUGUUCUAUAUGAUGAUAAUGGCUUCAUAUCUGUCGAUUUACAACGUCUUAUAUACAACAUGUGCUUCACUUUUGCACGGUGCACUAAACCUGUUUCACUUGUUCCACCAGUUUACUAUGCAGACCUUGUUGCUUACAGGGGACGGAUGUUCCAAGAGGUGCUUAUGGAGAUGAAAUCUCCUAGGUCUACGACUUCAUCCUCUGAAGCUUCAUCGUCAUCAUCUUCACCAAUUGACUCAUUUGCACAAGAAUUUUAUGAUUUGCACCAUGAUUUGAAGGACAUAAUGUUUUUCGUUUGAUGACAGUCCGGUUCGCUCUUUGAUCUCUUUCACCAUUCCCACACUGGGGAGGAGAUGGUUGUCUACAUUUUGGAGAUGCCCUUUUCAUCGGAGUUUCUAAUGGGAUUUCAUGCUUCUUUUAUUUCCUGUGUCAUAAUGGUUUUAUUUACUUUGAGGGUGUCUGGAGCUGGAGGCCACUGCCCAGUAUGUCUACUUAAAUUGUGUGAUGCUUUCUAAUAUGUAUCGUGAGAGAAAAAGUUGAAUUUCGUUUAAUGUACUUGUUUUUGAGCUA